Toxotes jaculatrix (banded archerfish) is the source of this 1960-nucleotide messenger RNA. RefSeq names its product forkhead box N1 (gene foxn1). Bases 163 to 1890 code for a protein of 575 amino acids. NCBI's taxonomy places the organism in Eukaryota, Metazoa, Chordata, Actinopteri, Toxotidae. Gene Ontology annotation, molecular function: transcription cis-regulatory region binding; DNA-binding transcription factor activity, RNA polymerase II-specific. Gene Ontology annotation, biological process: regulation of transcription by RNA polymerase II. The transcript is spliced from 9 exons. The record is from RefSeq and is a predicted model, not a curated record.
UGAGGUGCACAGGUCCAUGAGGGAACUUGGCUCAAGAUGUGGACGCAAGUUACAGGUCUGAGUGAGAACAUCUGACAGAAACUUCAAAUCCACAAAGACGAGAGACGAGAGGAGAGAGAGGGCAAUUCUGAGUCAAAGGUUAGGAGCAGAUUUUGGUGCAGAAUGUCAGACUCCUCGACAUUAUCCCCCAGCAGCAGCAGUUCUCAGACAUCAACCCCUCAGGCAGAUCUACACACCUGUGAGCCCUGUGGGACCUCCUGCCAGCAGAUGGCAGAAUCACAGCAGGAGACCAACACCUUCAGCUUGAGGACUGCAGCUGUGAACAGGAGGCACAGUGCUGAUGGGACCAUCAGUUCAGGAUCGGGACCAGCACCAGGCCGGGGCCCCGUUGACUCUGACCGUUUCCACCCGUACCGUCGACAGUUCAGCGAUGGAGCAGUACCGGCUGCAGGUUGCCACCAGCAGUGCUCUCCUUCCUUCAGCUGUCUACAGGAGGGGUUCCGCACGGACACUUGUUCACACAGCUCCAGCAGCGAGGCACCACAACCCUGGGGCGAUUACAACGGCAGCAUUCAGAGUUCGUACCCAGAACUACCAGCUGUGCCAGUGGAGCCCUCCUGCUUCCUGUCUCAAAGCUUUCCAUCCUACAGCUCGGUGAGCCCUCAACAACAGGUCUCAUCUAGACUGUACCCUAAUAAUGACCAGUCCAACAGCUCAAAAUAUUCUCUCCAAAGUAUCUCCACUCAAUCACACCAGGAGAGCACCACACAGCACCUCUUCCCGAAGCCCAUUUAUUCGUACAGUAUCUUGAUCUUCAUGGCUCUGAAGAGCAGUAAAACAGGAAGUCUGCCAGUCAGCGAGAUCUACAGCUUCAUGACCGAACACUUCCCAUAUUUCAAGACAGCUCCUGAUGGGUGGAAGAAUUCGGUGCGUCACAACCUCUCCCUGAACAAGUGCUUUGAGAAGGUGGAGAACAAAAAUGGCAGCUCAUCCCGUAAAGGUUGCCUGUGGGCUUUAAAUCCAGCCAAGGUGGAGAAGAUGCAGGAGGAGCUGCACAAGUGGCGUCGCAAAGACCCCAUCACCGUUCGCAGGAGCAUGGCGAGGCCAGAAGACCUUGAUCGUCUACUGGGAGAAAGGCUAGGCAAGCACAGGUCUUUGCCACCUUACACCAGCCCAGCCCUCUUAACCAGGGUGGCUCCUACCUACAGCACUGUCUCGUCGUCUUGCAGCCCAGCUGAGCUUCGACCACCCUGCCAACCCAUUCAGUGUCCGCAGUACUCAGGCCAUAUUCAGUCUCAGCAGCCCUGCUACCUUACUCCUGUCGCAGCUCAUCCCAGCAACUCAUUUGCCCUGUACUCACCCUGUGGACAGCAGCCUGCAGCUGGUGUCCCAUCGGCUGCUGGAGGCCUGAACUCACCCAUGGCUGGGAAGAUGCCACCAGCUUAUAACUCUGUCCUGCAGGCUGAGUACAGUGUUGGUCCCAGGAGUAUGCAGGACUUGCUGUUGGAGGGAGACGCCAGUUAUGACAUUGACACGCUCAACCCCAGUCUGACUGACCUGCAGCUGCAAGGUAAUAUGUGGGAGGAGUUAAGGGAGGACAACCUGGUGUUGGAUCCACCAGUUACUACCACAACGCCAUCCACUACUCCUGCCCUGCAGGAUCCGCAUAUCCAGACCAUCUGCCUGCAGGUGACGCCUCCUGUCAAUCAGACGUCAGGGGUGACUCCUGUGGGUCGAUGUAAAGCAGAUUAUGAGGAUGAGGAUGCAGGCCGUGGACAAAACUUCGAGCAGCACGCCUGUUUGAACGGAUUUCACCCCAUGGUUUAUUCGGGGGUGGAGAGCUUGACUGGAUAUCUGACCUCCUGUACCACAUCUAUAUCCCUAAUGUAAAGACCUGAUGAUUGAUCACCCUCCCUGACUAUUGGUGUUCCAUAUUAACCUGAAAGGGAAAUAAUGUAAC